This is a messenger RNA of Myotis lucifugus (little brown bat), 2031 nucleotides long. RefSeq names its product NXPE family member 3-like. The record is from RefSeq and is a predicted model, not a curated record. Lineage: Eukaryota; Metazoa; Chordata; Mammalia; Chiroptera; Vespertilionidae. The transcript is spliced from 6 exons. Bases 149 to 1783 code for a protein of 544 amino acids.
CUCCAGGUUUUUAACUAGACCUUGUCCCCUGGUUUAACGUAUCUGUCCUAGAUUAAUGGUGUAAGACACCAGCUGGAAGACCUGAGAAAGGCCUCUGCCACAGAUCCAUGAUUCAUACUGGUUACUUCAGAGAAAAAUCUACACCGCCAUGGGUUCAUUCACGGGGCAACGCAAGAUUCUGACAGUGGUGUUGGUCUUUCUGGCUUCGAUCUUCUACUUCAAGAUGCCCUGGCCUGACAACACCAUCCCUCGGCCCCCAGCACCUUGCUGUGCCUCUAAACCUGUCCCCACGCCCUCCCUCUUGGAGUCUGUCUCCCAGGAGUUUGGCAACCUGACCCAUCUUUUGUACUGGCCUUCAAGCCCAGGAGAAGAAAAGGACCUAUUGGCCUCCACCAGCCCCCAGAACUCCACCUACCACCUGAGGGGUCCUGCGCAGGCCAGCUAUGCCCUGGGAGGCUACCUGGAGGCCAUCCUUGUGGCCAGAGACCAUAGGGGCAGGCCCAAGACCCAUGGUGGGGAUCUGUUUCGGGCCCAGCUGCUGGGUCCUGACUUGAAGGCAGGGGUCCCUGGGGAUGUCCAGGAUCUGGAGAACGGCACAUACCUGCUGUCCUUCCCCCUUCUUUGGGCUGGGCAGGCCCAGGUGCAAGUGCGGCUGAUCCAUUCCAGCGAGGCAGUUGGGGUUCUGCGAAGAAUCUGGAGAGAGAAAAGAGCCACUGUUGAUUUUAGAGGGUAUUUCCGGGGACCCACGGGCAUUGAAGAGACUGUGAUUUGCAAUGUUGACGCUCUGUCCAUUGGAACAAGAGGGCCUACCUGCCAGUACAGAAAUACGGAUUCGGGUGAAGUCUGGUUCUGUGCUCAGCCCUCUACCCUGCCCUGCAACUCUUUAGUUGGGCACUCAAGUGGAAGUUACCUGAAUGUAACUACUCUACGUGAUGAGGCCCUGCUGGCAUGGAAAGUGACAGACAAGGUGCUCCCUCGGGGCAUUUCUCCAAUCCAAGUCAGAAGGGCAGCCCCAGGAAACAGCAGCCUGGCCCUACCCUCUCGACCCCCGUGCAGGCCUGGGCUCCCUACCGCAAAGCCCUCUGGCUUCUACCACGGGCAUGUGUGGCACUCGCUGUCCUGCUCCAGCCGCUCCUUUCCCACUGCUAACAGCAUCCUGGGCUGCCUGGCUGGUCACGUCGUCCACAUGAUGGGGGACUCCACGCUUCGGCAGUGGUGGGAGUAUCUGCGUGACACCGUGCCCUCCCUGAAGCCGGUGGAUCUACACGUCACGUAUCAGACAGGGCUCCUGAUGGCCGUAGAGACCACUCGGAACCAUAAGUGCCUGCACUGGCGCGGCCCACGGCUUGGCCCCUGCGCUCCCUUCCGCACACCAGUGCCCUCCCUGCACUCCGUGGUCCAGGGAGCUGGGAGGCCUGGCUGGGGGCCCCACACCGUGGUGGUGCUGGGGCUGGGCGCACACUUCACCACCUUCCCUCCAUCCGUCUUUGCGCAGCGACUGGCAGGGAUCCGGGCAGCUGUGGCUGCGCUGCUGGCCCGGGAGCCCCACACUCUUGUGGUCAUCAAACUGGCCAACACUGGCUACAAGUCCGUGUAUGGCAGUGACUGGUUCACCCUCCAGGUGAACCGGCUCCUCCGAGCUGCCUUUGCUGACCUCCGUGUGGCCUUUGUGGAUGCCUGGGAAAUGACCUCCAGCCUGGCCCUGCCUGACAGCAUCCACCCAGUGCGGCUCAUUGUCCAAAACGAGGUGAACUUCCUCCUCUCCUUCAUCUGCCCCACCUGAGCGCUGCUGUGGAUUCUGGGGCUUUGUGAAUGGAAGCCAUAGGAAUUGUGAAGAGGAUCAGAGUGACAAGGGACUCCGAACUAACAAUGAUCCAGAGAAGAGUGGCUACCCCAAUGUUUAAUUACUGUUAGCCCUGGGAGACAAUCCUUGUGUACAUUAAUGAAAGAUUUUACAUAAAUGAAAUAUUUUACAUACCUUCUUUUAAGUUCACUUCGGGGGACAUUUUUACUGGUGUGAUUGCAGAUUAC